ACCGGCUUUUCUACCCAUUGCACACAUUACUGCCCGGGUGUUGCAACCAUCCGGUCUCUCUUUUUUGUAAGUGAGCUCUCCACAUGUCCCUUCUACUGAAAGGUGACGACAAUUCCCCUGGUCUGGGGAAUAGACUGGGAUAGAAUUAGGCCAAAGGUUGGCCUGCCAAGACGUUUCGUAAACUGGCUUGGAAGAAAACAAUGAGGCAGUAAAAACUGACAAGCCUCAUUUCCAAGCAUUCAUUAAUUGAGCUGGUUAAAGGAUAAACUCUUGGAAGGGGGGUGCCAUUUCUGGGGACAUGGUCCAUUCUUGGCCAGGAACCAGGAGCCACGUUUUCAAAGAAUGACGUUACAGGACAAGCCUCUUUUGCCCUGGAUAGUGGGAUGGACCACAACCAAGGAAAAGUAUUUAAGGAAGGAAGAUGCUUCCUGGAAAACCAGAGACCUCACAGAGAUCUUGCAGUAAGCAACACUUUACUACCUGAAAGGACCAGCCAAAUCCUGUCCAAGCUAAAUACAAGAGCCUACUGCAAAAAACUGGCUAUCCUUAUCACGUGGCGCAUAGCCAGGACCUCUUCCUUAUCACCUGCCAAUAAGCAGCAAUGCCUUCCCAGCAGCAGAAACAGAGAAACAUCCCCUCAAAGGUCAUCCAGGGUGACCUGAAGGGUCUGGCGCCAGAUGUAAGAGAUUUCAUUGAAAGCAAUGCCAAGCUGUGCCAACCAGAGGCCAUCCACAUCUGUGAUGGCUCAGAGAAUGAGAACAAGAAGAUCCUGGAGCUGAUGGAAGAACAGGGCAUGAUCGAAAAGCUGGGGAAAUACGAGAACUGCUGGUUGGCUCGCACAGAUCCAAGGGAUGUGGCAAGAAUUGAAAGCAAAACUGUCAUUGUCACCCAGGAGAGGCGAGAUACCAUCCCGGUCCCCAGAAGUGGAGUAAGCCAGCUGGGACGCUGGAUGUCAGAAGAAGACUUUGAGAAAGCCUUUAGUGUCCGAUUCCCUGGCUGCAUGGCAGGGCGCACCAUGUAUGUUAUCCCAUUCAGCAUGGGACCCAUUGGUUCUCCUUUGUCCAAGUUUGGGAUCGAAUUGACAGAUUCUCCAUAUGUGGUAGCCAGCAUGAGAAUUAUGACACGGAUGGGAACGUCAGUCCUAGAAGCUCUUGGCAACGGGGAAUUUGUGAAAUGCCUCCAUUCAGUCGGGUGCCCUUUGCCUUUAAAAAGGGCUCUGGUAUGCAACUGGCCAUGUAACCCAGAUUUGACUCUGAUUGCUCACAUCCCGGAUCACAGAGAGAUCAUUUCUUUUGGAAGCGGUUACGGAGGAAAUUCCCUGCUGGGCAAGAAGUGCUUUGCUCUCAGGAUUGCCAGUCGGAUUGCCAAGGAAGAGGGCUGGCUUGCUGAGCACAUGCUGAUCUUAGGGAUCACAAACCCAGAAGGCCAAAAGAAAUACUUUGCCGCAGCCUUCCCCAGUGCAUGCGGAAAGACCAACUUGGCCAUGAUGAAACCAACUCUGCCAGGAUGGAAAAUUGAGUGCAUUGGAGACGAUAUUGCUUGGAUGAAAUUUGAUGACCAAGGUAAUUUAAGAGCAAUCAAUCCGGAGAAUGGCUUUUUUGGAGUUGCUCCUGGAACAUCAGUGAAAACCAACCCCAAUGCUAUAAAGACCAUUCAGAAGAACACCAUCUUCACCAAUGUGGGGCUAACCAGUGAUGGAGAUGUCUAUUGGGAAGGCAUUGAUAAGGAACUUGCCCCAGGAGUGACAAUCACAUCAUGGAAAAACAAAGAAUGGACAGCCAAGAAUGAGGAACCCUGUGCGCACCCCAAUUCCCGGUUCUGCACUCCGGCCAGCCAGUGUCCCAUUAUUGACCCUGCCUGGGAGGCUCCGGAAGGAGUGCCAAUUGAGGGGAUCAUAUUUGGAGGACGGAGACCUGAAGGCGUGCCUCUGGUCUAUGAGGCUUUCAACUGGCAGCAUGGAGUAUUCAUAGGUGCAACAAUGAGAUCGGAAGCAACAGCAGCUGCGGAGCAUAAAUGCAAGACCAUCAUGCACGAUCCUUUUGCUAUGCGACCCUUCUUUGGUUACAACUUUGGCCAGUACCUCUCCCACUGGCUCAGCAUGGCUCAUCGGCCUGGUGCAAAACUGCCAAAGAUCUUCCAUGUCAAUUGGUUCCGAAAGGAUAAGCAAGGGAGAUUCCUCUGGCCAGGGUAUGGCGAGAAUUGCCGUGUGCUGGAAUGGAUGUUCAACCGAAUCCAAGGAGAGGAUUGUGCAAGGCGCACAGCCAUUGGCUACGUCCCCAGUGACACAGGUGUGAACUUGAAGGGCCUGGAAGGUGUUGACAUGCAAGAACUGUGUGAUGUUUCCAAGGAUUUCUGGGAAAAGGAGGUGGAAGAAAUCAAGAAAUACUUUGAAGAGCAAGUGAAUGCCGACCUCCCCUAUGAGAUGGAAAGAGAGCUCCUUGCACUGGAGCAGAAAAUAAAGCAGUUAUAAAAAAGCAGCCAGAGCAGAUUAUUUAGAUGAUUCUGUACCUGGAAGUGGGAAGGGGUAAAUAGAUAAAUGUCUUUUCCAAGCUUCAUCUCUGGACUGAAAGCACAAAAGUGCUAAAGUUGGCAGAAAGACUUGGUCAGGACUGUCAUAUCUAAGGCUAAUUGCAUACCCUUCAGCAUUUCACAGAUGAUAACUGGGAUACAUGUGGCCAGUUAUUGGUAAACUGGUAAACUGGUAAAAGUUAUGAUGAGGAAAAAGACUCAAGUUAGGAAAAGUAGCAGCAGCAACGUGCUUUUGCAUGAGCUUACUGGGAAGGGAAAAAUUUUGCUCUUCCUCUCCACUCCAUCUUGCUAUGUAACUCAGAGCAAAGUACUUUGAUACUUUGAACCUCUUUUGCAAUAAUUGAAGUUAGUUAAGGAUAAAUGCCCCGGAGUGUGGUGGAGGCUCCUUCUUUGGAAGCUUUUAAACAGGGGCUGGAUGGCCAUCUGUCAGGGGUGAUUUGAAUGCAAUAUUCCUGCUUCUUGGCAGGGGGUUGGACUGGAUGGCCCAUGAGGUCUCUUCCAACUCUUUGAUUCUAUGAAAUGGAGAGCAUGGGAAGGGCAAAGAGAAACAGACAUUUUUAAAGCAGGCAAAAAUAGUGGGCCAGCAGAAGACAAAUCAGGGGCAUCCCUGUGAGUUCAGGACAAUUGGAGGGCGUAUGAUUAUAGUCCCGUUUUUCAGAUAUCACCUAUCAAGGUGAAGCAGUUGUCAUCAAAUAUUCUUGUUUGAUAAGCUUUCUUCCACAAAUUAAACACUGCACACAUUUAGAAGAAAGGUUUCUCAUAAUAGCCGAAGUUCUGUAGUAUAAAGUUAGAUCCCUGUAACCUCAGAACUCACAUAUGGGGCUUCAUUUACACAUGCCCAGGGAAAAGGGUCUUACCAGAAAUUUGCCAAGUUCUCUAAGGCUGUGUCUACAUUGCUCUAUGUCCCAGGAUCUGAUCCCAGAUGAUCUGCUUAUCCCAGAUUAUCUGGCAAUGUAGACUCAGGGCCCUUCCACACAGCCAUAUAACCCAGAAUAUCAUGCAGAUAAUCCCACCAUAUCUGCUUUGAAUUAGUUUAUCUGAGUCCACAUUGCCAUACAUUCCAGUUCAAAGCAGAACAUGUGGGAUUUUCAUACAGCUGUGUGGAAAGGGC
Messenger RNA from Anolis sagrei ordinatus, 3640 nucleotides. It is a transcript of the gene PCK1, whose product is annotated as phosphoenolpyruvate carboxykinase 1. Gene Ontology annotation, cellular component: cytosol. NCBI's taxonomy places the organism in Eukaryota, Metazoa, Chordata, Lepidosauria, Squamata, Anolidae. The record is from RefSeq and is a predicted model, not a curated record. Gene Ontology annotation, molecular function: GTP binding; manganese ion binding; phosphoenolpyruvate carboxykinase (GTP) activity. Gene Ontology annotation, biological process: propionate catabolic process; cellular response to insulin stimulus; response to starvation.